Messenger RNA from Paracoccidioides lutzii Pb01, 1311 nucleotides. RefSeq names its product 3' exoribonuclease family protein. The coding region runs from base 1 to 1311 and encodes 436 amino acids. Gene Ontology annotation, biological process: U4 snRNA 3'-end processing; nuclear polyadenylation-dependent rRNA catabolic process; nuclear mRNA surveillance. The record is from RefSeq and is a predicted model, not a curated record. The transcript has a single exon. Gene Ontology annotation, cellular component: cytoplasmic exosome (RNase complex); nuclear exosome (RNase complex).
AUGGCGCCUGCACCUAUAACUGCCACCUCAAGCCUGAACUCAGAUUCAUCCAAAUCACUUCAAGGGCCUCCUCCAUCCCUUUCGCUCCCACCCUCCCAAUUCGCCAGGCUACAACCGCAUGCCUACCUCCUUGCGCAUCUUUCACCCCCAUCCCCAGACUCGCGACCCCCUCUGCGUGUAAAUGGACGCUCGACAUGUCAAUUCCGCCCCGUAUCCGUUAACACCGGCUCCCUAACCCAUACCAAUGCCAGCGCCGUAGUUCGCACUGGCGAUACAGUCGUGGUAUGCGGUGUACGCGGCGAAAUUCUCUCAACAGAUGACAUAGCAGCAUGGAACGUAUCUUCAUCGGAUUCUACUUCCUCUAAACGGAGAAGAACGGGAGGCGCACCGGUGCACCAAUACCAACAGCAAAAGCAACAGCAGCGCACCAAUGAAGAAACAGAAGAGAGCGACGGCGACGACGACGACGACGACGACGACGACGACUCCGAAAUACGUGACUUCAACCUCCUCGUCCCUAACCUCUCCCUCAGCACGGGUUGUGCCCCUGGCAUCUCCCCCUCCGCCCCCCCCUCCGCACUCGCCCAAUCACUCUCCCACAAGCUCCUCUGUCUCCUCCAUUCAACCCGCCUGAUCCGAGCCUCAGAUUUGCGCAUUCUUCACCACCAACCGGACCUCACAAGCAUAGCAACAGCCAACACGUCAACUCCCACCCAGCCCCAACCGCAAUCAUACGAACCAGAACCAGAAACAAAAGCCUUCUGGACCCUAUACAUCGACGUCCUCAUAAUCUCGCACGCAGGCAACCUUUUCGAUGCAGCGUGGGGCGCCGUCGUCGCUGCACUACACGACACGCGCCUACCAAAAGCGUGGUGGGAUAUGGAUCGCGGUAUGGUGCUGUGUUCCGACGAUGUUGCUGAGGCGCGUCCGUUGAGGUUGCGCGGGUUACCCAUUGCGAGCUCGUUUGCGGUGUUUGAGGCGGAUGAGGCGGAGAGGUGGAAGAUUCCGAUGCCGGUUGGCGAGUCGGGGGUGGAUAUGGAUUCGUUUUUGAAGAGGCCGGUGGGGGAGAUGAGUGUGGGUGGUGAAGGGAGGCCGCGGAGGUGGAUUCUUGCUGAUCCAGAUGCGUUUGAGGAGUCGUUGUGUGCGGAGAGGGUGUGUGUGGUUGUUGACAAGGGGCGGGAUGGGGAGGUGAAGAUUUGGAAGUUGGAGAAGAACGGGGGGUUGGCUGUGGGGAGGAGGGAGGUGAGAGAGCUUGCCGAAUUGGCAACGGGUAAAUGGGAGGAAUGGAAAGGGUUGCUUGUGGGACGAUGA